Prunus armeniaca (apricot) is the source of this 1347-nucleotide messenger RNA. NCBI's taxonomy places the organism in Eukaryota, Viridiplantae, Streptophyta, Magnoliopsida, Rosales, Rosaceae. The record is from the annotation of a GenBank genome assembly.
AUGGAGAGUUUGGUGACGCUCAAUGUUUCCCACAACAAUCUUUCAGGUUUCAUACCAACAAGUUUUCAAGACAUGUACGGCUUGUUGUAUGUAGACAUAUCCUACAAUCACUUGGAAGGUCCCCUUCCCAACAUCAGCGCAUUUCGAGAAGCUCUGCCAGAAGCAUUACAAGGGAACAAAGGAUUGUGUGGCACAGUUGGCACUCUGCCACCCUGCAAUGAACGUGGCUCAAAAAAGCACUUCAAAUUAAUAUUCUCUCUUCUAGCAGUAUUUGUAUUUCUAUCGGCUUUCUUUACAAUUGUCUUUGUAGUGCAAAGAAAGAAUACGCAUCAGGAUAAAGACCAAAACACCAUGCAUGAAGAAAUCUCCUUUUCUGUUUUAAAUUUUGAUGGAAAAUCAAUGUAUGAGGAAAUCAUAAAAGCAACAGAAGAUUUUGAUUCCACUUAUUGUAUUGGGAAGGGAGUACAUGGAAGCGUUUAUAGAGUGAAUUUGUCAUCUGCCAACUUAGUGGCCGUGAAGAAACUCCAUCUGUUGUGGGAUGGAGAGACAAAUCUUCAGAAAGAGUUCUUAAAUGAAGUAAGGGCACUCACUGAGAUAAGACACCGAAGCAUUGUGAAGCUCUAUGGUUUCUGUGCACACAAACGACACUUGUUUUUGGUGUAUGAGUAUCUUGAAAGAGGUAGCUUGGCUGCCAUGUUGAGCAAAGAUGAAGAAGCUGAAGUGUUGGGGUGGAGCAAAAGGGUGAAUGUUGUUAAAGGUGUAGCUCAUGCCUUGUCUUACAUGCACCAUGAUUGCUUACCACCGAUUGUACAUCGUGACAUCUCGAGCAAGAACAUUUUGUUGGAUUCUGAAUAUGAGGCAUGUGUUUCAGACUUUGGGACUGCUAAGUUUUUAAAUCCAGACUCAACUAAUUGGACUGCCGCUGCAGGCACAUAUGGCUACAUGGCACCAGAGCUUGCAUAUACAAUGGAAGUAACCGAGAAGUGCGAUGUUUAUAGCUUUGGAGUUGUCACACUAGAAAUAAUUAUGGGAAGACAUCCAGGAGAUGUUUUCUCAUCUUUAUCAUCCAGGGCAUCAUCGUCAUCCUCAUCUGCAUCACCUGCCCCAGAAAUGCCAAUUUUAGACAUUCUCGACCAACGCAUCUCGCCACCCACAAAACAAGAAGCAGAGGAGGUGGUGUCUCUUGUGAAGAUAGCAUUUGCAUCCUUGAAUCCUAGUCCACAGUGUCGUCCAACGAUGAAGAAAGUUUCUCAGCUCCUCUCAUCAACUCAGAGGCUGCAUUUGUCAAAGCCAUUACAUAUGACAACAUUUGGUGAAUUACUUGCUCUUGAUGGUUUCACAACCUGA